This is a messenger RNA of Penaeus monodon (black tiger shrimp), 2061 nucleotides long. Its product is annotated as protein hairy-like. The record is from RefSeq and is a predicted model, not a curated record. Bases 963 to 1907 code for a protein of 314 amino acids. NCBI's taxonomy places the organism in Eukaryota, Metazoa, Arthropoda, Malacostraca, Decapoda, Penaeidae. The transcript is spliced from 2 exons. Gene Ontology annotation, molecular function: RNA polymerase II cis-regulatory region sequence-specific DNA binding; DNA-binding transcription factor activity, RNA polymerase II-specific; protein dimerization activity. Gene Ontology annotation, cellular component: nucleus. Gene Ontology annotation, biological process: regulation of transcription by RNA polymerase II; regulation of neurogenesis; anterior/posterior pattern specification.
AGUGGCGCUGCGAAUUACCCUGGCUUUUGCUGCUUCUUCUCUGCCUUCCAGAAGUCCGUCGUCGUUAAAAGCGGUGGACAAAGAUCAUCGUUGCGAGAAUAUAUAUGAAAAGAAGGAAGGGAGGACAGUAAAACGAUCCAAUUGUUCCUCGGCGUCGCUUUCCUUUCCCUGGGGGAGGGAGGAGGAGCCCUCGCUCGCUCAGCUCUCCGGUCGGGGCGCGGACGAUGCAUUCUGGAACGCCGCGAAGGCUUGAGGGAAGCGCCCAUGCCGUGCCGGAAGGCGUCGUCGUCGCAAGUCGUGUGUCGGUCGUGUGCAGCGCCGAGCGAAGCGUGACUGACUGCCGCACUCCGCUCCCAACGCUUCUUGCCGCCGCCGCCGCCACCGCCACCGCCUCCUCCGCCGCCACCGCCGCUGCCGACGACGACGUUCCGCUCCCGCUGCUUACUGCCCCCUUCCCCCCUUCCCCCCUUCCCCCUUCCCCCUUCCCCCUUCUCCCCCUCCUCCCCCGUGUCAAGGGCGCUUCCCCGACGCAGCAACGAGCCCGCAGACAGUGCUGAGGAUCUCAUGCGUCCGCGGGGGAAUCUGGUGCCAAGAUUCGCGUGAGGAAAAAAAAAAAAAAAGUUUCGACCUCCCCCCAAAACACACACCCCUCCCCCCUCCCCCAGUGACAACGCGAGUGAAUCAGUGCCUUCAGAAGAAAAACAAAACGAAACAAAACAAUAAAAACGAAUCGGAAAGAUACCCGAAUAAGUGUCCAAAUAAGAAGAAAAAAAAACACAGAAAUCCCAAGAAAUAAAGACAGAUCAAAACAACACAAAGACACGUGUACCCUUUAAACACAUAGCACUGAAAUCAUCAAACUAGAGCUGCCCGAGAGACCCCAACGCCACCCCAGUGAAAUAAAAAAGGGGAGAAACGAAGAAACAAAAGUAAAACUGACUGAAGGGAAACUCGCCAGCAAGAUGGGGGUUCCAGAAGCUCCUUAUGUCAAGGUCAAGACGCCGAGGCCAGUCACGGAGGGAAGAAGGAUCCGGAAGCCCAUAAUGGAGAAGAAGCGUCGCGACCGCAUCAACAGCUGCUUGGACGAGCUCUCUGCCCUGCUGCAGGAGGAGAGGAUGGUGAAGGCGAAGACGGGGAAGGCCGCCAAGCUGGAAAAGGCUGACGUUCUGGAGCUGACGGUGAGGUACUGGCAGAGCGUCAUGGGUGUGAGGACGCGGGGCGGCUCGCCACAGCUCUCUGGGGAGGCUGGCGAGGAGAGCGGCUACCUCAAGGGCUACAAGCACUGCAUAAGCAUGGUGGAUUCGCUGCUCGGCGACUGCAAGGAGGGCGGGACGGAAGCCUUUCGCGAGGGCCUGCUCAAGCACCUGUCGGAGAGGGUUCAGAUGCUCACGCCCGGCGAGGAGAAGAAGUCGGAGGGCCAAAUGGACGGCGACUUGGCCAAAUCCUCGGGUCAGACCGCGUCAGGAGGCGAUACCCAGUCCCUCGCUCUCAUCCCGACGCUGCUCCCUGACGGCGCUCUGGCACUGCUGCUGCAGGAGGGCGUUGCCACCUUCGAGAGCCACAGCGAGACCGAAGACGAGCAGACGGGGGACCAGAACCGUCCGUCUCUCCAGCUGAAGUCUAAUCAGGAAGCGAAGCCCUUGGUCUUCCCCCCGAUGAAUCAGCCGAGGGCCGCCCACGACACGCAUGACCCAAGUCAGGCGAGGAACCAACACGGCGCCGUAGACCGCAGGGAAGAGCCGCUGGCCAUGGACUCUCUUGACAAGCCGUACAAGAAUCCCAUGGCAGAUCCUACCGAUCAUGGGAGUCCUAUGGAGGAAGGACAUGCCUUGGAUGGCCCUCACCACGACUUGGAGGGUGCCACGCCGAUGGACACCUGCUCCGACCUGAUGUGGCGGCCGUGGUAGAUGGACGCUGAUCGUCUCGACAACCCAGUGCAUGACGAGAAUUUUUUUUCGCUAUUAGAUACUAUAUUCUACAGCCUAUCGAAGUGUUUAUUAUACGAGCCAGUUAUAGAUUUUGUUUAUGUUAUAACCAGUUAAUAAAGCGAUAUAAAUCAUG